AUGGACUUUUGCUGGGAUUCUGGGAACAUCUCUUGCCUUAGGACCAGCAGGGCUCCUAUAAAUUACUCUGCUAUGUUCAUUGUAAUGGCUGGGGCUAUAAUACUCACAACCAUAGGAAAUCUAAUGGUGAUUAUUUCAGUCUUACAUUUUAAACAGCUCCAUUCUCCAACUAACUUUCUAAUUUUGUCCUUGGCCAUUACAGAUUUCCUUUUAGGAUUGGUGAUUAUGCCUUACAGCAUGGUGAGGUCAUUAACAUCUUGUUGGUAUUUUGGGGACUUAUUCUGCAAGUUGCAUAGUUGCUUAGAUAUGACAUUGUCUACAACCUCUAUAUUUCACCUCUUCUUCAUUUCUGUUGACCGAUAUUAUGCAGUGUGUCGGCCGCUUCAUUAUUGCAGAAACAUAACUACUAAUGUAAUAUUGAUAUUUAUAUGUAUUAGUUGGUCUUUCUCUUGUAUGUAUUCUACUGGGCUUGUUUUUUCCAAUGUACACACUGAGGGAAUCCAGGAAUAUCUAGCCACAUGUACUGGCUCCUGUUCUCUUGCUUUCAACAAGCUGUGGGCAGUAAUUACUUCAGCACUAUGUUUCUUUAUUCCAGGGACAAUGAUGAUCGGGAUUUACAUACACAUCUUCUCUGUUGCCAAUAAGCAAGCUAAGCUUGUUCACAAUCAGCAGUAUGUUCAGCCUGAUAAAGCAAAGAAUGCCAGGGCUGAAAGCAAAGCAGCAAAAACUUUAAGCAUUGUUAUGGGAGUGUUCCUAUUUUGCUGGCUGCCAUUUUUUAUUGUAACAGUAGUGGACCCUUACACAAAUUUUUCAGCUUCUGAAGAUGUAUACAAUAUAGUUCUAUGGUUUGGGUAUUUAAACUCUGCAAUGAACCCCGUCAUUUAUGCAUUGUUCUACCCAUGGUUUAAAAGAUCAUUUGCAUUCAUUUUAAAAGGCUAUAUUUUGAAAGCAGGAUCUUCAUUUUCUCAAAUGUUAAGUAGUAAUUAA
Xenopus laevis (African clawed frog) is the source of this 987-nucleotide messenger RNA. RefSeq names its product trace amine-associated receptor 4. The transcript has a single exon. NCBI's taxonomy places the organism in Eukaryota, Metazoa, Chordata, Amphibia, Anura, Pipidae. The record is from RefSeq and is a predicted model, not a curated record. The coding region runs from base 1 to 987 and encodes 328 amino acids.